This is a messenger RNA of Penicillium canariense, 2181 nucleotides long. RefSeq names its product Catalase A. Bases 1 to 2181 code for a protein of 726 amino acids. Gene Ontology annotation, biological process: hydrogen peroxide catabolic process; response to oxidative stress. Gene Ontology annotation, molecular function: heme binding; catalase activity. Lineage: Eukaryota; Fungi; Ascomycota; Eurotiomycetes; Eurotiales; Aspergillaceae. Gene Ontology annotation, cellular component: cytosol. The record is from RefSeq and is a predicted model, not a curated record. The transcript is spliced from 3 exons.
AUGGCAGCUACUACGAAGUCCAGGGCCGCGGACGCCAAGUUCGCUGAUAUGCAGAAAGAUACUGUCGAGGUCAAUGACAAACAGUAUAUGACCACCGACUAUGGCAUCAAGAUCUCCGAUCCAGACCACUGGCUGCGCGUAGCCAGCGAAAAAAACACCGGCCCCAUGCUCCUGGAAGACCAAAUUGCCCGCGAGAAGAUAAUGCGCUUCGACCACGAGCGCAUCCCAGAGCGUGUCGUUCAUGCCCGAGGUACAGGUGCCUUCGGCACAUUCAGGCUGUUUGAGAGCGCAGCAGACGUCACCACCGCCGGCGUACUCACCGACACAUCGCGCGAGACGCCGCUUUUCCUGCGAUUCUCGACUGUCCAGGGUAGUAAGGGCAGUGCAGAUACAGUGCGCGACGUACGCGGCUUCGCGGUGAAGAUGUACACGGACGAGGGUAAUUGGGAUAUCGUCGGAAAUAACAUCCCCGUCUUCUUCAUCCAGGACGCGAUCAAGUUCCCGGAUCUUAUUCACUCAGUGAAGCCCGAGCCACAUAACGAAGUGCCGCAGGGCCAGAGCGCGCAUAACAAUUUUUGGGAUUUCGUGUACAUGCAUUCAGAGUCGACGCAUAUGAACUAUUGGCAAAUGUCUGAUCGGGCUAUCCCGAGGUCGUAUCGAAUGAUGCAGGGCUUUGGUGUUAAUACCUAUUCUCUGGUUAACAAGGAGGGCAAGCGCCACUUUGUCAAGUUCCAUUUCACCCCCGAACUGGGCGUGCAUUCGCUUGUAUGGGAUGAGGCGCUCAAGAUUUGUGGCCAAGACCCGGAUUUCCAUCGCAAGGAUCUUAUGGAUGCGAUCGAGGCUGGCCACUUCCCACGGUGGAAGUUCGGCUUGCAACUCAUCCCAGAGGAGAAGCUGGACGACUUCGAAUUUGACCCGUUGGACGCUACGAAGGUCUGGCCUGAGGAGCUCGUGCCCAUCCAAUACAUCGGCGAGCUGGAACUCAACCGGAACAUCGACGAAUUCCACCCGCAAACGGAGCAAGUCGCCUUCUGCACAAGCCAUAUCGUGCCUGGCAUUGACUUUUCCAACGACCCUCUCCUGCAGGGCCGGAACUUCUCCUACUUCGACACACAGAUUUCCCGUCUGGGUCCGAACUGGGAGGAAUUGCCCGUCAACCGCCCGGUCUGCCCGUACAUGAACCUGGCCAACCGCGAUGGUCCCAUGAGACACCGCAUCACCAAAGGCACGGUCAACUACUGGCCGAACCGCUUCAACGCCAACCCACCCGCCGAGCCAUCCCAGGGCGGCUUUACCAGCUACCCCGAGAAACAGCAAGGCAUCAAAGCGCGCGCCCUAUCCGAAAAGUUCAAAGAGCACUACAACCAAGCGCAAACAUUCUACAACUCCCUCUCCGAGAUCGAAAAGCUGCACUUGGCCAAGGCCUUCUCUUUCGAACUCGACCACUGCGAUGAUCCAAUCGUCUACAAGCGCAUGACCGAGCGCAUCGCCGCCGUCAGUUCCCAGCUCGCGCAGACCGUCGCGACUAACGUCGGCGGCGACUUGCCGUCCAAAUCGCCCAAGCCGAACCCCGGCCACAAAGCCAAGGGCUUAAGCCAGCUGGAGUACCAGCCCAAGACACCCACCAUUGCCACGCGCCGCAUCGCCAUUCUUCUCGCGGACGGUUUCGACUUCAAUGCCUACACAACCAUGAAAGAAGCCCUCGCCUCCCAGGGCGCCUUCGUAUUCACUAUCGGCGCUGCACGCCAGGGCGUCACCGCUGAGUCAGGCCAGAAGGUCGUGCCGGACCACUUCUUUUCAGGGAUGCGGUCGACUCUCUUCGACGCCGUGUUCAUCCCCGGCGGGAAACACGUGGCGGACGGGCUGGCAAAGAACGGCGUCGCCAAGUUCUGGGUGACCGAGUCGUUCGCGCAUCUCAAGGCUAUUGCAGGCGUGAACGAGGCUGUGCCGUUUAUCAUGAAGCAGAUUGGUCUGAACGAGGUCCGUGUUGCGGCGUCGGAUAGUGCGCUGGAAGACUCGUAUGGCGUUGUGACAGGGUACGGUGAUGCGCCGUCCACGCUGAAAGUGGGCGAGGUUGGUCCUCAGGCGAAGGGGGUCGCAGAGAGGUUUAUUUGGCAUAUCGCGCAGCAUCGUAACUGGCAGCGGGAGCUGGAUGGGCUGGUUGAUCAGGUUGCGGCUUAA